AUGAAUGAAGCUAUGGCCAAGAUAAGAGCGCGCAUAAUCGCCUCACAAGAUCGACAAAAGAGCUAUGUUGAUCCUAAGCGUAAGCACGUUGAGUUCCAAGUGGGAAAUCAUGUAUUCCUAUGUGUUUCACCUAUUAAUGAAGUUAAGAAAUUUGGCAAGAAAGGAAAGUUAAGUCCUCGAUUUGUUGGACCAUUCAAGAUUUUAGAGAAAAUUGGUGAAGUGGCUUAUUGGUUAGCCAUGCCUCUAGCUCUAUCAGGAGGGCACAAUGUUUUUCAUGUGUCCAUGUUAUGCAAGUAUGUUUCUGACCCGUCCUACAUUCUUAGUUAUGAGGCCUUCGAUAUGCAACCAGACAUAUCAUAUGAAGAGAAGCCGAUAAGGAUUCUUGAUGAGAAGGGAAAAACAAUAAGGAGUAAGACGAUCAGGUUAGUUAAGGUCCUUUGGAAAAACGGCUCCACCGAAGAUGCAACAUGGGAGUUGGAAACCGAUACGAAGGAGCAAUACCCAGAGUUGUUCAGGUUAUGGGGUUAUGUCCUACACAGCUCUUCUUACUGGGCUUUGGCUCGUGGAUACAAUGUGCUGCAGUUUUAUCGACUAGAUUCUUAA
Messenger RNA from Humulus lupulus (European hop), 603 nucleotides. RefSeq lists its product as uncharacterized. The transcript has 3 exons. The coding region runs from base 1 to 603 and encodes 200 amino acids. The record is from RefSeq and is a predicted model, not a curated record. NCBI's taxonomy places the organism in Eukaryota, Viridiplantae, Streptophyta, Magnoliopsida, Rosales, Cannabaceae.